Molecule: messenger RNA, 3379 nt
Organism: Strongylocentrotus purpuratus (purple sea urchin)
Lineage: Eukaryota; Metazoa; Echinodermata; Echinoidea; Camarodonta; Strongylocentrotidae
Product: arachidonate 5-lipoxygenase
Exons: 10
Coding region: 1517-3298 (593 amino acids)
Biological process (GO): hepoxilin biosynthetic process; lipid oxidation; lipoxygenase pathway
Molecular function (GO): metal ion binding; protein binding; oxidoreductase activity, acting on single donors with incorporation of molecular oxygen, incorporation of two atoms of oxygen
Source: RefSeq, a predicted model, not a curated record
GUCAAGAUUUUUGGGUCGGUCGCAUAGGGCAAUACAACAUCCUUCUUUUUUGUAGGCCUAACGAAGUAAGUUAGUUCUAAACCAUUUUAUGUAAAUGUAUAGAGGAAGCGCGUUAUAUUAUACAAGCAGGAUAUACAUCCACAGCACAGGUUAUAAUCCUAUACGGUAUUAAGAGAUUACCUUCCCUCGUCACACAUGGACGAGUUAAAAUAUACGACAAAAGGUGCAUUUCGGUUCACAAGAAUUAAGUACGACUAAAUCUCGACCCUUCAAGAAUGAAGACAAUAAACAAUUAAGUACCCUAAAUCUCGGCCCUUCAAGAUGAAGACAGUAAACAACACUGACACUUACUAAAGCCCUUGUCCAUGUUAAUCUUAUACAGUAAGGAAGCGAGGAGUUGUUAUGUUCUUAAAUGAAAUGUUUAAGUAGGCAAAGAACAUAAAAGAGAAGCAGAGAUAUCUCCACAUGGAGCAAGCAAGUAACGUGGAUUUGUAGUGGCUUCAUUAGUAAAGCCAUGUAGGUUAAAUGGAUAUUACUCGAGACCUGAAAUGCCUUGACGAGGGGAAGAUUACUUUAUACUCGAUCAGGCUAUAUACAUUUGAAUAGUCGUUGGUGAUAGUAAUUAGAACUUCCUGAGUGCUCCGGGGUCUGGAUUCAUCUGAAGUUCAACAACCACCCUUCAGCUUGGAUAUCUAAAGAAUCGAAUGAAGGUUACAUGCUACGUGGAUGGGUGACACAAAGUGGUGCAGACAGUUAAAGAAACUGCUUGCAAAGUCGAUCAUCUUUAUAUAGUCUCGGAGUUACGAAGCAAAUAAUUACGCGGUAAUACUUUAAGAGGACAAAUAGAAGCUCCAACGAUUAAGCUGCAUCGUACCAUUUCCACCAUUGUCCAGCCAUUCUGUGACACCCUGUGAUACCCUCAUUUCGAAGAGGAUUUGAUGAGGAUAUUCGUUGAAUAAUCACGACUUCAGAGAGCUUGAGCUACGAUUGAGCAGAACCAUUUUGAUUCUAUUUUUUGAUAACGAGCGCCACGCUAUCUUCUAGUAUCUGCUUUCUCGGUGCAACUAACACCAUUUGGGCUUGAAUAUUCGUUGAUACAACAUUUGGGUGUUUUGGUCGUCUGAAACGUGCAUGGCUACUGUCAACAAAUAUUUCUUGGCAAUAAAAUAACAUUUUAGCUUUCAAUAAAUGCUUCUGAUAACUUUUGUUGUUCUGUUAUCGGAACAUUUUUAGCUGAAGGAACGUGAUUGUUUUUCGCAGCAUUUGUGAAGUAGCAAGUAAAGGACAGACCAUGUGUACCAUACGAUAAAUUCAUGUUUGCAUGACCACUGCUAUUUGCUAUUUUAGAUUUACAUGGAAUAACUUCACCAUUUUAAGUUGUUUUUAUCUUCAUUCUGAGAAACAUAGUACAUUGAACAUGUCUGCGUUGAUUUCUCGGUAAAUUAUCCAUGCUUACGCGUUACUCUAUGAGAUGAAAGGAAUUGUUUAUUGGUGAGACAUUGGACAGACUCGUACGAUGGGAGUCGUAAUCUCUAAAACAUUUGGAGUUCCAUUUACGAUCACUGUAAAGACUGGUGAUCGUAAAGGAGCUGGUACGGACGCUAACGUCGUCAUCGCCCUCUGCGAUGAGGAAGGUCGACGAUCAAAUGACCUCUAUCUUGAUUCCCUCUUCAGAGACGACUUCGAGAGCGGUGGAAGAGACCGUUUCCUUAAGAUAUCUGGCGUGGUCGACUUCGGGACGUUAUCACACAUUGAACUAUGGCGAGAUUCAAAGGGAUUGUUCGAUGAUUGGUUCUGUGAUGUCAUCGAGGUGAUUAACAUGAAAACAAAAGAGAGACAUGUCUUUCCUGUACAUCGAUGGAUACCAGCCAACCGAAAAUUCAAAUUAAGACCCUUCGAUAUGAUUCUUCCCCAGAGGGAUGAAAUGUUACAUUUGAGGGAAGAAGAAUUGAAGAGUAAGAAAGAAUUGUACAAACUGACACACAACAUGGCCAUUCCACAGGUAAAAUCGUUCCCCAAAGACGAGUCCUUCUCUAACGACUAUUUGUGGGACCUUGGCAAGAACAUGGUAACACUGACGUUGAAAGCAAAGAUGACACAGGUUCUGACAGGGAAGUGGAAGUCACUCGAAGACAUCACAAAGAUUUAUAAACCACCACUCCUUCCUAUACCUGAGAUAUGUGCACCGACAGCUCUCUUCUAUCUCAACGAUGCUAACUGCCUGAUGCCUGUAGCCAUUCAACUCUUCCCAGAUCCAGCAGACAAUCCAGUGUUUUACCCUACAGACCCAGAGUAUACCUGGUUACUCGCCAAGAUGUACUUUAACAAUGCUGACAGUGCGGUGCAUGAGUCUGCUUCUCAUCUUGGUUUCACACAUGUAGUAGGGGAAGCCAUCGUAGUUGCUACUCAUCAGUGCCUCUCCCCGUCUCAUCCAGUCUUCAGACUCCUAGCGCCACAUUUUCUCUAUCUUAUUGCUAUCAAUAAUAGAGCUAUUGGCCAACUGGUCAGUCCUGGUGGUUAUGUAGACAAGACGAUGGUGAUUGGACGAACAGGGAUGUUUGAGAUCAUCAAACGGACGUGGUGCAACUGGAGAUUAGACGUACAGGGCUCCCUCAUCGGUGACCUUGAAGACAGAGGUGUCUUAGACCCGGAAGUCCUUCCCAACUAUCACUACCGGGAUGAUGCCUUGUUGCUGUGGAAAGCUAUCAAUGACUAUUGUAGAGUCAUCAUAUCCCAGUAUUAUGAUUCUGCCGAGCAGGUGGUAGCCGAUCCUGAGCUCCAAGAAUGGGGGCGGGUCCUUGGCGGCAAGGCAACACACCCGGAUGAAGUCACUGUCAAUAUGAAGGGAGUGCCUAACGGUGGUAAAUUCCUGAAGGUUGAAGAGGUGGUGGACACUGUGACUAACUUUAUGUACAUCUGUAGCGUUGCUCAUGCCAGCGUCAACUUUGGUCAGUAUGAUGAGUAUGCAUACCCCCCGAACUACCCGGCAUGGCUACAUGGUAAACCACCGACUGACAAGACUCCACUGACUGAGAAGGAUAUCAUCGCUCAGCUGCCUGGUAAAGAGGAAACCUUGGAUGCCAUCGUGCUAACUAAGAUCUUGAGUAGUAAGGGCACCAACUCACUCGGGGACUUCGAGGUUCAGUACAUAUAUGAUCCGGAUGGACUUCAAGCCCUCGCAAAAUUCCGCAAAGAUCUUGAGGAGGUUGGACGAAUUAUCGAUAAACGGAACGAAACGCGAGAGGUCAAGUACACCUAUCUUCAUCCGAAAGAUAUUCCGAACUCCAUCAGUAUUUAGCUCUUCAAUAGUCCAUGUUGGCCUGUUCUUGCUUUGCAUUGAUCCAAACUGCAUAACAUAAUUAUAUAUAUAUAUAUAUAU